AUGGUGCCAUCGCGGGCCGACCCAUCGGAGGCGCCCUUGAGCAGCAUCCCGCCGCCAUCGUCACCGUCGCCAUCGCCUCCACUGUCCACAGCUGUCCUGAUCGUCGCGCUGCUGCUCGCCGCCCAGGCCGGCCUCUGUGCCGCAGACAGCGACAUCGGCACAGUAACAUGGACAUUUCCACGCGGCGGCGAGGUCUUCCACCGCCUCGACACCGUCAACGUCACCUACCAGUCCUCCUACGCCGAGCCAUGGCUGUACAUCUGGUGCUAUGAGGACGAGGCCGCCAACACGGUGCGCUUCAUCCGCAAGACGGAAGGGGAGCCCCACAAUGCCUCGGUGCUGAUGGACAUGGACUUCUCGACGACGACGCCGUGCUGGUUCAACCUGCGCGACAAUGCAAGCUCAGACAAUGGCAAGAACACCAAGAAGUGGUCCCUCAGCCAAGCCGAGCGGGAAUCUGGGCCCGUCACCACCGGCGCAGCAGUGCCCUCCGCCACGGCAACAUCCAGCACGGCGGCCUCGACCCCGCCAGGAUCAAGCGCCACGGCCGCUGCGGCAGGGGCAAACGGCGGCGGCGGCGACAUAAGCUCCGCCGCCAAGGCCGGGCUGGGCGUCGGCGUCGGCAUCGCCACCUCGCUGGUGUGCGCCGGCGUCUUCUGGCUGUACUACCGCCACGUCAAGAGGAAGGAGCACCACCAGGAGGUCUACAGGCGGAUCGUCGGCAGCGGCAGCGGCAGCGGGCAAGGGGGAGGCGGAGGCGGAGGCGUAGGAGGACCAGGCCACGACGCCUUUUCCACGGACCAAAACAACAACAACAACCACAGCAACCACAGCUACUACUACGGCGAGCACCUCGAGCCCUGGCGGUACGGCGGCACGCCCCAGCCCGCCCCGUCCGCCUGGUCGGGCGUCUCAGACCCCAGCAGCAACAGCAGCGCCGCCGCCGCAGAUUGGUACGCAGGCCAGCACCAUCACCACCAGGCCACGGCCGCCAACGCGCCCUACCAGUACUACGACCCGGUCGGGGGCAGCAGCCACCAGCUAGGGGCCAUGGCGGGCGCGGCGGGGGCGGCACACUACCCGUCCUACUCCUCCCAGCCCAGCGUGACAACCACAGCAAGCAUGACAGCCGAGCCGGCCGCCCCCGCCCGCGGGCCCAUCACCAGCAACACCCACCAGGCCGACGCGGCAGCCGCCAUCCGCGACGUCCGCGACCUGACCAGCAGCCUGUACCCCUCCGAGUACAACAACAACAACGAUGAGCGCCCCGUGUCGCCCGUGUCCGUGUCCGCCGCCGCGGCGGCAGCAGCAGACGAUAGGCCGAUCCCACCCACGCGCCUGGCCUCGGUCAACUACGGGCCCAACGGGCCCCGCGACGCGAGCACGGGCGCGGACUUCACGCUGCUGCCGGACUACACGGCGCCGCCGGCUGGAGGUCCGCGGGGGUACGACGACGACGAGGGGGAGGCGGAGGAUGAUGACUUGUACGGCCCGGCCACGCCGCGGUCGCCGCCGCCGCCGCACUCGGCGCACGCGCACCUGGCUGCGGCCGGGGUCCCGGGGCAGGAGCAGGCGUGGCGGCAGCAGGAGCAGCAGCAGCAGCAGCCUAGCGCACACAACGGCGCCGCCGCGGUUGUCGUCGAGCUGCCCACGGCGCAGACGCACCGCGGGGGUUACGGCCCGCGGGCGGAGCUGCCCGCCGCCGAGGGAGCCCGGCAGCAGCAGCAGCAGCAGCCCUCGCAGUCAGGGCGGAGGCCGAUCGGCCCACGGUGGUCGCGGCAGACGUUGGUGCGGGUGCUCAUGGACUGA
This is a messenger RNA of Diaporthe batatas, 1809 nucleotides long. RefSeq lists its product as uncharacterized. NCBI's taxonomy places the organism in Eukaryota, Fungi, Ascomycota, Sordariomycetes, Diaporthales, Diaporthaceae. The coding region runs from base 1 to 1809 and encodes 602 amino acids. The record is from RefSeq and is a predicted model, not a curated record. The transcript is spliced from 3 exons.